Molecule: messenger RNA, 4301 nt
Organism: Pseudophryne corroboree (corroboree frog)
Lineage: Eukaryota; Metazoa; Chordata; Amphibia; Anura; Myobatrachidae
Gene: TSC22D2
Product: TSC22 domain family member 2
Exons: 4
Coding region: 654-2735 (693 amino acids)
Biological process (GO): regulation of transcription by RNA polymerase II
Source: RefSeq, a predicted model, not a curated record
CUCUAUACGGACUGGAGCAUGUCUGCAGCAGCACCCUCAUUGUCCAGUGCAAUGACGCAGACGUAGCAGCAGCAGCACCCGCCUCCCGCUAUACUUACUACCUUAUCCUCCAAUGAUAUCAUCACAGUCCGACCAAUAGAAGGGGAGAUGGCACGCCUGCGGCCACGCCCAGCUCUCGUCGGCUCCCUACAGUGCCCCUGGCGGUCAUGUAACAGAGCGGGCAGUGUGCGAGAGAGGGGGCGUGUCCCGGGGAGGGGGAGGAGCUGCCCGGCGCCGUCACUAACAGACAUUUAUUCCCCGCUGCUGCCCCAGCCUCCAGCACCUCCCGGCAGCAGCAGCGCCUCUCACUUCCUCUGUGACGGGACAGCACCACAGCCUAAUCCGGACAUGUACCCCGCGAUGUGGUAGGAGAGAGCGGGGGAGCCGCGGCCCAGCCUCACCCUCCCCAGCCAGCGCCGCCACCUGAGCAGGGCGGCCUGCUACUGCAGUAUCCCUGGGCUGCGGUGACAGGAGAGGCCCGCACUGUGAGCCGGGAUGUCUGCGCUGCGCUAGAGCCGAGCUCGGUGACCCCGGGAACUCCUCAGUGACCCGGAGCGGCGGAGCCGCCUCUCCCAGCAUCCCCGGGGGGACGUGCCCCGGCUCUGCCCCUCGCCAUGUCCAAGAUGCCGGCGAAGAAGAAGAGCUGCUUCCAGAUCACCAGCGUGACCACGGCGCAGGCGGCCAGCAGCAUCACCGAGGACACCGAGAGCCUGGACGACCCCGACGAGUCGCGCACCGAGGACGUCUCCUCCGAGAUCUUCGACGUGUCCCGGGCCACCGACUAUGGGCCUGAGGAUGUGCCGGAGCGGAGCUCAUCCGAGGAGACCCUCAACAACGUGGGAGACGCGGAGACCUCCGGCACCACCUCCCCCAACCUGCCGCAGGAGGCUCCGGGGGUGAGAGGCAACGGGCAGGCGGCCGGCCCUCAGCACCAGCCCCCGGCAACAGCCGCCCCCCAGCCCCCUGUCGCCGCUGCCUGCACCUCCCGCUUCCGGGUGAUCAAACUAGACCACGGCUCUGGAGAGCCGUACCGGAGGGGCCGCUGGACGUGCACGGAGUACUACGAUCGGGAUCCUGAGAGCGGCAGCCUGAUCACCCGCAGCGGAGACGCUAUCCGCCACACCGGCACCUAUGACCAUUCUGCGGACAGCGGCCUGGGCGCCACUGGGGGCUCCACGGUGCACGCAGCUCACGGCGCGGACUCCGGUGCUGAUAGCUCUCUCAGCGCCGACUCUGUGAGCGGCCAGCCCGCCCCGCACUUUACAGGCGCUGGGCAGCAGCAGCAGCCCAUGGGUGGCGGGGCAGCAGUGCCUACAGGUGCUGCCGGGCAGCCCGUGUAUGCCCCCUCCCAGCUGCUGCAGCAGGGACAGUCCUAUAUGCCCACACACAGCGUCCUGCAGGGAGGCCACAAUGGCCCAUCAGCGAUGCCCAUCAGUCAGCAUCAGAGCAAUGUCUCUGGAGGUCAGUCCCAGCAGUUUACCUACAGCCAGGCCCAGAUGCAACCAGGACACCUGAUGGUUAGCCAGUCCUCUGGCCAGGUUGAGUAUGUGCAGCACAUACCCCUUAUACAGUCGCAAGGAGCAACCCAACAGCCGGCAAACCCAGUCACUGCGGGUUCUGGGCCUACAGGCGGUCUUCCGGGUCAGCAUCUGCAAGCUGGUGGAGCGCAGCUUAUGGGUCUUCAUUCUGUGGCCAGUGACUCGGUGAGCCAAGGAUCAGGACUCCUACAGAAUGCACCAACUGCCCAGGGCCACCCAGCACAUCUGCAGCAGCCUGGAGGUGUGGCACAGUCAACAGUGUCAUCUGUUGGUAUGGGGCAGCAAAAACCUAUAAGUCAACAGCAAGUGAGUGGGAGUAGUCAGGUGUCGGGCAUUCCUGGAGGACACAAUGCCAUGACGCCUGGAGUGCAGACUGUUCCCAUCGCUGUACCCAGUACUGGUGUUUCUGGACUAGCGAGUAGUGCCUCUACUACUCCCAUUUCUAUGCCAAUUUCUCCUGCUACUUUUGUACAGUCUCCAUUGAGUAGCCAUACUUCUGUAAGCAGGAGUAACAGCCUGAUUCCAACAGUUGGGCUUCCAUCAGUGCAAGGUACAACAAAUGCACAUACAGGUCUGCCGCAGGCUAACAUUAAUCAGUUUCAGACGCAGCCUUUGGCUGGUCAAAUUGAUGACCGAAGAAAGUCGGAACCCCUACCUCAGCCGCCAAUUUCCCUGAUUUCUGAGAAGUCUUUUGUGAAAGUUCCUAUUGCAGACACUCUAACAAAUCCUCUUCACUUACCCGUAUUUGGUUUACCUAUCCCUGUUGAUGGUGAGGAUGACAGGAAUCCUUCCUCUGCUUUCUAUGAAGCAUUUCAAGUGAAGUCAAAGAAACUGGGUUCUAGUACAUCUGGUGCGAAUGUUGUGGCCAUCGACAACAAAAUAGAGCAGGCAAUGGACCUGGUGAAAAGCCAUCUGAUGUAUGCAGUAAGAGAAGAGGUGGAAGUCCUAAAGGAACAAAUAAAGGAAUUAAUAGAGAAAAACUCUACACUUGAACGUGAGAAUGCACUGUUAAAGUCACUUUCCAACAGCGAUCAGUUGUCUCAACUCUCGGGCCAGGGAGGUACCGGCACCUGUCAACAGCCUCCAGUGACUACAGCUCCUCUCACUGCUACGCAGACCGCACACCCACCACAGCAACCCAAUGGAUCAUAUGCGUAAACUGUACAAACUGCUUCCUCGCAUCGUUCAGCAAUCUGAGAGCUGUCUGUCCUUGUGUGCCACUGCUGUUCUCUCCACAUUUAAAAACGGGAUAAAAUAUGGAGAGAGAAAAAAAAGAGCAAGUAGCCGUGCUUUAUUUGUGUUUGGCCUUUUCAGUAUUAGACAAUCGUACUCCCUGAUCUCUCGUUGAGUGAGAGGUGAUACUUAUUACAUUGUGUAUCAGGUUUUAUCAGAAUUGGAUUGUGAAAAUGUAUGUGUGUAUGUAAUAUUUACACACACUUGUUCCUUGAAUACUGGCAAUGAAUGUGUGCAGGUCACUAGCCCUUCUUACACUGGAAGGGGUAAAAGCAGCAGUUUAUGUUCUAGAAAACCUGCAUGUAUAAAUUACAAAGGAAGUUUGCCUAUAUUGUUACAAGAGCGGUUUAAUGACCAUACUGAUAAAUAUAUAGUAUUGUGUUCACAAACGAGAUGAAGUGCAUGCAAGACCAAGCAUUGGCCAUUUGGAUCAAGUCCACAUGUAACUUUUUUUUUUUUUUUUAUGCUUCUCACGAUAGGCUUAGAAGAUGCAUUCUAUUUGUAUAUGUUAACCAUGGACUGUUAAGUGAUGGCCAAAACUAAGGCAUGUAUACAUUCAGCUAGAGUCUCUGCACAUGCCCAGUAUCUAUCACAGCACCAUGCUAAGCUACCCUCCCUAUCUACAGAUUCAGUGCUGGAAAAAAAAAAUCUAUAUAUUGAGGUUUAGUUUUACAGCUUUCUACUGCACCAGUCUAUAUAUGAAAAUACAUUAUACAUGUACCCAAGAUGCAGAACUGCAAUGCCCAUCUACACGGCACACAUCUGUCAUACUGAAGUGCUUGUUGCUGUCAAGGGGACAGACAAUAUUUUGCGGCUUGUUUUAGCGGAUAGUGAUCAAUCUCGUCUGUUUCGAUCUAAAUUGAUCCAGCAGUUACCUAAAAUAUUUUAUUUAAUCCAAUAAAGCAAAUUUGGUUUUCUACAACAUAAAAGGCUGCCUCAAUCAAUAGUUGAUGUCUGAUAUUCAGCAAAGGGUCUAAUGGAGGCGUGGUGGCUCUCCCAGGAGUGUCACCAUUCGAUUGUACUCUGAGCCAUGUUUUGUCAGUCCUUUGUAUGCAAAACUAAUCAUUGUAUGCAUAGUGAGAGCCACCACACGUUACAUAUAAGUAACAUUUUGCCUCUCUUAGUUUCAUUUAAUGUUUGUAUUUUAUUUAUUACAGGGCUGCUAUUUUCUUAAUAUGUAUGAACAAUGUCACAGACACUUUUUUUUUUUUUUCUUAAUUAGAGAAUAAACGUAAAUCGUAUCAUAACUAGAGAGGCAGGAUUGCAUUAAGUAGAUGUUUCUGCAAUAACCGCACAUAUGUACCCAGACAUAUAUGUAUAUCGAACACUAACAACAAUUUUACCGUUGGUAUUUAUUUUUCAAUCAAGAAAAGAUCCAGUUUGAAUGUACAUUUUGUAAAGCGUGUAAGUAUGGAAACAAUGCACCUGUACAAGAGAGCAACAGUUGUGAUACUAAAAUAAAUGAUAGAUUAGCUAUUUUGAUGAAGAAAA